This is a messenger RNA of Scomber japonicus (chub mackerel), 1809 nucleotides long. Its product is annotated as excitatory amino acid transporter 1-like. Gene Ontology annotation, cellular component: plasma membrane. The transcript has 9 exons. The record is from RefSeq and is a predicted model, not a curated record. Gene Ontology annotation, molecular function: neutral L-amino acid transmembrane transporter activity; L-glutamate transmembrane transporter activity; glutamate:sodium symporter activity. NCBI's taxonomy places the organism in Eukaryota, Metazoa, Chordata, Actinopteri, Scombriformes, Scombridae. Gene Ontology annotation, biological process: L-glutamate import across plasma membrane; L-aspartate import across plasma membrane; D-aspartate import across plasma membrane. The coding region runs from base 1 to 1581 and encodes 526 amino acids.
AUGCAGCGUUUCAGGGAAAGCAUUCACAUACGCACCAUGAAGGCCAAGAGGAAAGUGGAGGAAAUCUCUAAAGAGGACAUCCAUGCUUUCCUAAAAAAGAAUGCCUUUGUGCUCUUCACAGUUGCGGCAGUUAUUGCAGGUAUUAUUCUGGGAUUUGCGUUGCGACCUCAUAAGAUGACCUAUCGAGAAGUGAAGUACUUCUCUUUCCCUGGAGAGCUGUUGAUGAGAAUGCUUCAGAUGCUUGUGCUGCCCUUACUGAUCUCCAGUUUAAUAACAGGAAUGGCAGCUUUGGACAGCAAAGCCUCAGGAAAGAUGGGCAUGAGAGCCGUAAUUUACUACAUGACCACCACCUUUAUUGCAGUCUUCAUCGGUAUCAUAGUCGUCCUCAUCAUCCACCCAGGAAAAGGAACUAAAGAUGAGUUUGGAAAGCAGCAGACAAUACAGCAAGUCAGUCCUGCUGAUGCCUUCUUAGAUCUGAUCAGAAAUAUGUUUCCACCAAACUUGGUCCAAGCCUGCACACAGCAGUUCAAAACCAAAUAUGGAAAGCGAGCAGUCCAUGUGACGGUGACAGUGAAUGACACCCUCUUCAACUCAACCAAUGGCACCCAGGAGGUCAUGGAGAUCACCAGGGAAGAAGUGAUACCAGUGCCGGGUCAGGUGAACGGGGUCAACGCCCUCGGGCUGGUGGUCUUCUCUAUGUUCUUCGGUCUAAUAAUUGGCAAUAUGAAGGAGCAGGGCCAGAUCUUGAGGGAUUUCUUCGACAGCCUCAAUGAAGCUAUCAUGCGCCUAGUUUCCAUCAUCAUGUGGUAUGCUCCCAUUGGCAUCCUGUUCCUAAUUGCGGGAAAGAUUGUGGAGAUGGAUGAUCUGACACAGAUGGGUGGCCAGCUGGGCAUGUACACCAUCACGGUUAUCAUUGGCUUACUGAUCCAUGGCGUUGUUAUUCUUCCCACCCUGUAUUUUGUCAUCACUCGGCAGAACCCCUUUAUAUUCAUUGCUGGGAUUCUGCAAGCUCUGGUAACAGCCCUGGGGACGUCCUCCAGCUCAGCCACCCUCCCUGUCACUUUUAAAUGCCUGGAGGAGAACAACAAAAUUGAUAAGCGAAUCACUCGUUUUGUGCUGCCUGUGGGUGCCACCAUCAACAUGGACGGAACAGCUCUGUAUGAAGCACUGGCAGCCAUCUUCAUUGCCCAGGUCAAUAACAUGGAGAUGAACUUCGGUCAGAUCAUUACCAUCAGUAUUACAGCAACUGCAGCUAGUAUUGGAGCUGCUGGCAUCCCUCAGGCAGGACUGGUCACCAUGGUGAUUGUACUGACCUCUGUUGGACUUCCUACUGAUGACAUCACACUCAUCAUUGCAGUUGAUUGGUUUCUGGACCGUCUGCGCACCACGGCCAAUGUUUUGGGGGAUUCAAUCGGAGCCGGGAUCGUGGAGUUCCUGUCUCGACACGAGCUCCGCAGCAAAGACGUGGAGAUGGGAAACUCUGUGCUGGAGGAGAAGGAGAGGAAGAAACCUUACAAGCUCAUCUCACAGGAUAGCGAUUUUGAAAAUGACAAACGUGCUCACAGUGAAUCCAACAUGUAGUUUAACCCUCAGCACCAGCUACAUCUGUUAACACACACAAUCACUUACAGCUGCUGUGGGGAGUUUUUGUGAAACUUUAUUGUCAAUUAUUAUUAGCAUUAUUUCACACACUUUGAAUGUGUUAACAUUCCUUUAUUGUCAUGUCCCAGAAAGUGAUGAGUUUCUUACAUUCCUCUUCAAAUUUACAAAGAUCUCACGCUUUAAUAUAUGCAUCUGUUAUUUGUUUCA